Mauremys mutica (yellowpond turtle) is the source of this 930-nucleotide messenger RNA. Its product is annotated as serine protease 27-like. The record is from RefSeq and is a predicted model, not a curated record. Gene Ontology annotation, biological process: proteolysis. The transcript has 6 exons. Lineage: Eukaryota; Metazoa; Chordata; Testudines; Geoemydidae. Gene Ontology annotation, molecular function: serine-type endopeptidase activity. The coding region runs from base 1 to 930 and encodes 309 amino acids.
AUGGAAAAGGGGGAGAAUGUUCCUGCCUUUGUCCGGUUAGACGCUGCACGGGACAAUGGAAUCCAGACAGUGUGUGGCCAGGGGGGGCCCCAGGACCGGAUCGUGGCGGGGGAGGACGCCCCGCCGGGGGCCUGGCCCUGGCAGGUCAGUCUGCAGUAUGAGAACCGCCACGUCUGCGGGGCGACCCUCAUCAACUCGGAGUGGGUGCUCAGCGCUGCACAUUGCUUUCCCCAGCACGCGGAGCUGUCUCGGUACCGAGCCGUCCUGGGCUCCCGCCAGCUGUCGAUCCCAGAGCCCGGCUCCCUGCGGCUGCCCCUGUCCCGCGCCGUGGGCCACGCGCUCUACUCCGGGGAGGGCUCCAGCGGAGACAUCGCCCUGGCCCAGCUGGGCCGCCCCGUCACCUUCACCCCGCGGGUGCUGCCCGCCUGCCUCCCGGACGCCGGGGUCCACUUCCCCGCCGGGACCCUCUGCUGGGUGACUGGCUGGGGGUCGCCACAAGAGGGAGCCCCGCUCCCAGUCCCCAUGACGCUGCAGCAGCUGCAGGUGCCUCUGAUCGACCCACUGCCCUGUGACGCCCUUUAUCGGCGCCGGAGCAGCAUGCGGGAGAUCCAGGACGACAUGAUGUGUGCCGGCUACGCCGAGGGACAGAGAGACGCCUGCCAGGGUGAUUCCGGGGGCCCCCUGGUCUGCCAGGAGGCUGGGCUGUGGUUCGUGGCCGGCGUCGUCAGCUGGGGCGAGGGCUGCGCCCUCCCCAACCGCCCCGGGGUCUACAUCCGGGUCGGCGCCUACCUGGACUGGAUCGGGCGGCAGGUGCCCAACGCCACCUUCGGGGUGGUCAAUAUCACCUCCUACGGCCUGCCCGGGGCCGCGCCCCCCAGCCCUGCCCCCGCCGCCCUGCUUCUAGCCACCUGGCUGCUCAGCUGUCUCUGA